Messenger RNA from Pelobates cultripes (western spadefoot toad), 195 nucleotides. The record is from the annotation of a GenBank genome assembly. Lineage: Eukaryota; Metazoa; Chordata; Amphibia; Anura; Pelobatidae.
AUGGACCAAACAACUCCGAAAGACAAAUUGACAAAAUCCACUCCCCUGCGGGACAACCAACGGAAAUCCCCUCACAGGUCGCUAAAAUACUCCAAACUUACUUCACACGCCAAUAUCCUGCACAUACAUCCACUCUUAUUGAUAACUACCUUAACUCCAUCAGACUGCCAAGCCUAUCCACGGCUUCACGGGGCU